CUCUCACACCAGAGCAGAUUUCACACUUCAUCUUUGAGGAGCUCAGUUCACUGCAUUUUCUCUAAAAUCUAGGACAGUCAUCAUGGCAUCACUGAGGGGUCCCAUCAUCCUCUGCCUGCUUCAUCUGUGUGUUCAAAGCAUUCAGGGUGAAGUGAACCCUGCUGCCCUUGCUAAAAUGAUCCAGUAUUUUGAUGACCAUGUCCAGCCAACCAGCCACCCUGAUGUUCAGUAUGUAAUGGCGAUUACUGUUCCAAAGGCUCAGUGUACAGAAGAACAAUCUGAUAUCCAGACUGUGUUCAGCAAAAAGGAUGCAGAAAAUGUGAGAAAUCUUCUCAAUAAAGGAGACAAAUGUGUACUCUGCACAUCAUCAAAAAAUAUCAUUGCUGCACGGCCAACUCAAAAACCAAAGGAACAUGCUGAACACGUUCUGCUCUAUCCACUCAGUAAUUCUCCCAUGGAUAAACUUCUAGCAGAGACAGAUGAGAAAAGCUGUGUAGUUUUCUAUUCGCACAACUCACCUUGUGUGACGAGGUGCAUUGAGGGUCAAGAAAAUAUUUUGGAAGGCCUUUCAAACUGGAAAAAUAUCAGAAAAGAGGCAAUGAAUGUUUUUGUCUUUAAUAAGAUCUGGCAGAAGGACGCGUGGAGGAAGGAUAUGGCUAAAGAUCUCCUAAAAAUUCAUGAGCAAGUGCCUCUUUAUCGGUGUACGAGAACAAAUGUGAUGGAAUGUCAGAAUUGUGUGGAAAGAAACAAUGAGGAUGUGAUUGCUUUCUGUCUCCCUGAAAAGAAAGUUUAGGAAAAUGCUUAUGCCACUGCAUGUUCUUAUUCAUUUUUAAUACGUUUCUUUUAGCAAAUUUUUAUUUCUUAUGCAUCUUUUAUGAUUACAGUUUAAUCCUUUUUAUUUAGCUAUUUGAAUUACCAUUGAGUGAAAUGUGCUAACAUGUUAUAAAUAAACUAGCUUUACCUUACUUCAA
Molecule: messenger RNA, 971 nt
Organism: Cyprinus carpio (common carp)
Lineage: Eukaryota; Metazoa; Chordata; Actinopteri; Cypriniformes; Cyprinidae
Exons: 3
Coding region: 83-793 (236 amino acids)
Source: RefSeq, a predicted model, not a curated record